CGCGCCUCGUCUUCUAAAAAAGGGUUGAAAGAGGCGGCGGCCACGACAGCAAUAAACUCGACCUGCGCCUCUGCCUUGUGAUUUUCUACCUGAUUUCUCUGCGUUUUUGUGGGUGUUUCUGAUUGCCUGACUACGUGACUACGAAAGAGCAGAAGAAAAGAUAUAUCAGGAAUUCUGAGGUUUACUGGAACUUGGUAAUUGCGUGAUCUUCUUGACUUUGCAACUUCACAUCAACUACUUUCACUUCAACUACAUCACCACUCCACCCCAGCAGCAAUGGCAAUCGAAAACUCAAUCAUCGUCCCCGCCUACCACGAGCACGACAACAUCCGUCCGCUGACGACGCGGCUCUUUGCAGCACUUGAAUCCGAGGCCUCGAGCACCGAGCUGAUUUUCGUCGACGACAACAGCAACGACGGGUCGGUCGAGGAGGUCGACGCGCUCAAGGCCGAGGGGUUCAAUGUCUCAAUCAUCGUCCGUACGACCGAGCGCGGACUCAGUUCGGCGGUCGUGAGGGGGUUUAUGGAGGCGAAGGGGAAGUACCUCGUGUGCAUGGACGCGGAUUUGCAGCACCCGCCAGAGCGCGUCCCUGCUUUGCUGCACAAGUUGCACAGCUACGCGUUCGUGCUCGGAACUCGGUACGCGCCCGGCGUCGAGAUGGAUAAGGACUGGCCGCUGUACCGACGCAUUAUCUCGAGCGGAGCGCGCACGCUUGCUGUUCCGUUGACGCCCGUUAGCGAUCCGAUGACUGGGUUCUUUGGAAUACAAAAGGAAUACGUCACAAAAGCAGCCGACCAUAUCAACGCGCAAGGCUUCAAGAUCGCGCUCGACAUCCUGGUCAAGACCGGCAUCCCGUCGUCGUCGAUCGCCGAACUGCCGUUUUCGUUUGGCGUGCGCACGGUCGGCGAGUCAAAGUUGACGGGCAAGGUGAUGAUUUUCUAUCUGGAGCAGCUCAAGGAGCUGUAUAUCUACAAGUUUGGACUGCCGGCGAUCGUGGGCGUGUUGCUUGCGCUUGUGGUGCUGGGGUUGUUUGCGUUGGUGUUGUUGGUGAAGAUGGUUGUAUGAUAUGGGGAAGUAGUCAAUCGAUAAUUACAUUUAAAU
This is a messenger RNA of Myxozyma melibiosi, 1101 nucleotides long. RefSeq names its product nucleotide-diphospho-sugar transferase. Bases 277 to 1065 code for a protein of 262 amino acids. Gene Ontology annotation, biological process: protein O-linked glycosylation via mannose; dolichol-linked oligosaccharide biosynthetic process; GPI anchor biosynthetic process. NCBI's taxonomy places the organism in Eukaryota, Fungi, Ascomycota, Lipomycetes, Lipomycetales, Lipomycetaceae. The transcript is spliced from 3 exons. The record is from RefSeq and is a predicted model, not a curated record. Gene Ontology annotation, molecular function: dolichyl-phosphate beta-D-mannosyltransferase activity.